Molecule: messenger RNA, 1591 nt
Organism: Syzygium oleosum
Lineage: Eukaryota; Viridiplantae; Streptophyta; Magnoliopsida; Myrtales; Myrtaceae
Product: NAC domain-containing protein 96-like
Exons: 5
Coding region: 157-1221 (354 amino acids)
Biological process (GO): regulation of DNA-templated transcription
Molecular function (GO): DNA binding
Source: RefSeq, a predicted model, not a curated record
CCAGCUUUAGUGAUAGCUUCUCAGAGAAGGGAAGACUUCAAUAAAGACCCUCCCAAAUGGUAGUGUGUUGGUGCUCACUUCUUUGCUUCCUCAAACUGAAGUGAGCUCAUUACUUCUACUUGGGUCUUGAGUGAAGAACAACAGAACGGGAAGGAGAUGGGAGCUGCGAUAAACCCGCGGGAUUUGCCGGUUGGAUACAGAUUCCAUCCAACCGGCGAGGAAUUCGUGAAUCAUUACUUGAAGAGGCGAGUACUAGGAUACGAAGACCAUCCCUGCAUAAUUCCCGAUGUCGACAUCUGCUGGUGCGAUCCUUGGGAAUUACCGAAGAAGUUUCAUGGUGAAUCCAUCGUUGGCCCGGAUGACCAAGUUCAAGAGUGGUGGUUCUUCAGUCCGCAUACAUCCCAAAAGGUUAAAAGAUCGACUCCCUCUGGCUAUUGGAAGAAGACGGGCAUCAACCUGGAGGUCAAGGCCAGAUAUACCGGCACAGUAAUCGGUACUAAGAAAAUCCUAGUCUUCCACGAAGGUCGAGGCAAGAAUGGCGACAAGACAAACUGGGUCAUCCAUGAGUAUCAUCUACUCACCAAUGAUUUGAAUAGAACUCAUGUUCUCUGUCACUUGAAGCAUGAACGAGAUGAGAAGGCUGAUAAUUCAAUCAUAGAAUCAGAGCGUGGAGCCAUUAACCUGGCAAAGCUCGAAUAUGAUCUUCAUUUACCUGAUCGUGAGGACUUAUUUCCCAAGGCUUUGGUCCAAGCAAAGAUGAAUUCACUGAUGGAGUUAAUUCAGCCAAAGAACCGAGUUGAAUCUAUGGCUGACCACCAGCAGCAGCUUCAGCCUGCGCGAGGAUCACUAAAUAAUUGCUUCCCCUCCAACACACAUCAGCUUACGAAUAUUGGGGGUCCAUCUGUUAUGGACCUGUCAUUGAAUAAUAGUCAUGCUGAUGAAUCUAUUCAAUUAGUGCUUGGAACAAGUGAAGAAGAUGAAAAUGUUGGUGACAUGCAAAAUGCAGAUCUGGCUGAUGCCGUCUUCUCCAACAGAGGAAUCAUCAAUCAAAGUUACUCUCCGGGAUUCGGAGUUGAAGCCCGUGACCGGAGGACUCGUCAAUCAUUACUUGAAGAUGAAAGAACAACCUAUGCAUCGGUACCCAGAUCACUCCCGGUUCCUGAUCGGAACACACGGGCAAGGGCCAUGCACGGCUAUCCCUUAAACGUCAAUCUUCUUUAGCACAGUUCAGGAGGCCAGAGAUAUUGUUCUCGGCCUCCCGGAGGGGUACAAGAUGAGAAGGCUGAUAAUUCGGACAUUCCUAGUGGAUUCAGCUGCCUCAUCUGAAGGCAGGUUAAAGAAGAUCCAAGUGACCGAAGACGCGUUGUGAAGCCGUAUUAAACUUAAGUUCCUACGUGCUUAUUGUGGAUUCACAAUAAGCUUUGUGUAUUGGAAGUAAAAUCUUCUUUCUUGCCGAGAAGUCUUUUCAUUCUAUUUUACUUUUUUUUAAUUCAUCUCGAUAUGAGAACAUCGAUUGCUCGAAGAUUGUUCAACCCAAAUUACAGCACUUCUCCAACGUAGUAAAAAUGGAUGCAUUCGGGUAUCCUCGGCA